Messenger RNA from Closterium sp. NIES-65, 3144 nucleotides. The record is from the annotation of a GenBank genome assembly. Lineage: Eukaryota; Viridiplantae; Streptophyta; Zygnematophyceae; Desmidiales; Closteriaceae.
AUGAAGGGCAACGUGGUGAAGCGCCGCCAGUGGCUCAACCUCUCCCUGCGCUCCUACCGCCACGCCUUCUCCUGGGUCGCCGUCGCCCUCGCCAUGCCCGAGCGCGAGCUCAUCGCCCAUGCCGGGCUGGACAACGUGGUCUUCCUGCACACGCUCAAGCUGGGGUGCGUGCGUGUGGGUGGUACACGCUCAAGCUGGGGUGCGUGCGUGUGGGUGGUACACGCUCAAGCUGGGGUGCGUGCGUGUGGGUGGCACACGCUCAAGCUGGGGUGCGUGCGUGUGGGUGGCACACGCUCAAGCUGGGGUGCGUGCGUGUGGGUGGCACACGCUCAAGCUGGGGUGCGUGCACCCUUGGUUCUCGUUUCCCCCGACAUGUCUCCUUGCUUCGUCCUUCAUCUCUCGUGCCUCUCACUUUGUUUCAUCCUCCCUUCUGCACCCGGCCCACCCCUCCUCCUCUCUCCCCCUCCCUUCUCCCCUCCCUCCUGGGACGGCAGCACCAGCUUCAAGAUUUUUGGGCCAAUCCUGAUAGUGGCGGCGGCCGUGCUCAUGCCCGUGAACUACCUGGGCGGGUGGCUGCAGCAGCAGGCGCAGAGCGACCCCGACCUCUACUACAGCGCUGUGGACCAGCUCUCCAUCGCCAACAUCCCCAACCAGUCCUCGCUGCUGUGGGUGCACGUGGCGAUGGCGUGGCUGUUCAACGCGUGGGCGCUCUACAUGAUGCGUGUCGAGCACCGCACCGUCGCUGACAUGCGCCUCGACUUCCUUGCCGAUCAGCAGAGGGCGCCCAACCAGUUCACUGUGUUGGUGCGGCAGGUGCCGAAGCACCCAAUCAAGACCGUGCCGGAGCAUGUGGACCACUUCUUCUCCGUCAACCACCGCGGCCACUACCUGCUCACCCAGCCAGUGUACAACGCGAACCGGGUGGCGCGGCUGGAGAAGAGGCGCGGCAAGCUGGAGAACAAGCUCACGGAGCUGCACAUCAAGCUCGAACGCUUCCCCAAUAAGCCGCUCACCGUCCGGAUGGGGUUCAUGGGGCUGGUGGGGGAGAAGGUGGAUGCGGUGCAGCACUACCAGGACAAGCUCGAAGAGAUAUGUGACGAGAUCAUAGCGGAGCGGGAGCGCGUGAUCAGCGACCCAGCCAGCACCAUGCCAGCGGCCUUCGUCUCCUUCUCCUCGCGCUGGGGCGCAGCCGUCGCCGCUCAAACCCUGCAAUCAAAGAACAGCUCGCACUGGAUCACACACUGGGCGCCGGAGCAGCGCGACGUCAAGUGGAGCAACCUGCCCAUCCCCUACGAGCAGCUGGCUGUGCGCCGCGUGCUCGUGCUGCUGGCGGCGGCGUCGGUCGUCUUCUUCUACACCAUCCCAGUGGGCUUCGUGCAGUCGCUGGCGAAUCUGGACAACAUCAGCCGCUACAUGCCGUGGCUGCAGCCCAUCCUCAGCAUCCCCGUGGUGAACGCACUCAUCACUGACAUCCUCUCGGGCCUCGCCCUCAAGCUCUUCAUGGCGAUACUGCCCUAUCUCCUCAUCUUCCUGGCGUCCCUGGAGGGCCACGUGAGCCUGUCACAGAUCGACCUGGCGGCCACCGGCAAGUACUUCUGGUUCAUCAUCGGCACCGUCUUCGUCACCAACGUCAUGGGGGGCGCGCUCAUGUCCGCUACCUACGACCUUUCCGAGCACACCACUAGCAUACCGCAGAUCCUGGGGGCGCGCAUCCCCAUGAAGGCCACGUUCUUCAUGACCUUCACCAUGGUGGACGGGUGGGUGGGCAUGGGGGGAGAGGCGCUGCAGGUCUGGUACCUGCUGCUCUUCCAACUCAAGAGUUCGCUGCUGGUGCGCACGCCAGCCGACAGGAUAAAGGCCAUGAAGGCACGCCCCCUCCGACUCGUCGACACGCUCUCGCAGGUGGAGCUCUACUUCCUGCUGCCCUUCGUCUACUGUGUCACCAACCCGCUCUACCUGCCCUUCGCCCUCGCAUUCUACAUCCUCGCCUUCGUCAUUUACCGCAACCAGAUAAUCAACGUGUACUGUCCACGGUACGAGAUGGCGGGGGCGUUCUGGCCACACUUCCACGCGCGGCUGGUGGCGGCCAUGCUGGUGCAGCAGGUGACACUGGGCGGCAUCCUCUCGCUCAAGGACGCGCCCACGCAGGCGUGCUGCCUCAUCCCGCUGCCGUUUGUCACCAUCAUCGUGCACUGGGCGUUCAUCCGCGGCCAGUUCCACAGCACCUUCUCCAAGCUCGCCCUCGAGGAGGCGAAUCGCAAGGACACAAUAGACCGCACUGUGCACCCCAACGAGGACCCGCACUCCUUCCUCGCACGCGCCUACCUGCAUCCCUCGCUGCAGUCCGCCUUCACCAUGCUGGAUGGCGAUGAGGAGGAGGGUGGUGCAGGUGGUGACAACUCCUCUUCCUCCUCCGAUGAUGAUGAUAAGGACGGGGAUGAAGAGGGUGGCGGGAAGAAGUCAAAGCAUGCCGACCGGCACGCACAAACUCGUCUUGUGCCGGUGAAGCGGCAUCCAUUUUCCAGCAGUGCGCAGGCCUCUCCUGCUGUGCGAAUGGGUUCGGAUGGGUUGGAAGCGGUGGCGGGCACAAGCCCUCCUGCACACCUCCGUCCCAGGAGUGUGUCGGACGGGCCUGGGAGUUCAGCUUCAGCUGCUGCGGCUGCCGUGUCUGCAGUGACCUCUGCUGCUGCAGCUGCGGCUUCUGCUGCCUUUGCCGCCGCUCGCAGUGCCGCCAGCAGUGGCGCUGCUGCCUUCAGUGCUGCCAGCUCAGGCCGUGUGGCUGCUGAUGCUGACGCCAGCACCCACACACCCCAUGCCAUUCCACCCGCAAGCCGCGACCGGUCCAGUGAAGCCUCGCCGUACCACUCAUGUGAGCUCGUCUCAGUUGUUGUCGACGGCCCCGAGGACGUUUCCCAGAACGUUCCUCUCUCCGCCUCCUCUGCAGCACAUCCUGUGGGUGAUGCGGUGGUGCAAAGGGGAGCAGCAGCAGCCAGUGAGGGGAUGACAGGUGGCAGCAGGGGGGAGAGGAAGCCGUCUCCGCAAACAGCCGGGACAGAGCCGCUCUUGGCAGGCGGGGGUGGGGGUCGGGGUGGGGAGAGCAGUGGGAUCGGAAAGGCGGUUGGCGUGCCCGUGUUUAGAUUAUGA